This is a messenger RNA of Caenorhabditis elegans, 1240 nucleotides long. It is a transcript of the gene npp-23, whose product is annotated as WD_REPEATS_REGION domain-containing protein. Gene Ontology annotation, cellular component: nucleus. NCBI's taxonomy places the organism in Eukaryota, Metazoa, Nematoda, Chromadorea, Rhabditida, Rhabditidae. The transcript has 8 exons. The record is from RefSeq and is marked reviewed. Bases 11 to 1126 code for a protein of 371 amino acids.
AAUUAUUAAAAUGGCCGUCGUAACAAUCACUACGGAUACAGAAGAUUCGGAAAUUCCCCAAAGAACCGAAGUUGGAAGUUCCACUCCGCUCGUCGAUGAAAUUAUGCAGCAUGCCGAUGUUAAGUUAUCUAAAAUAUUGUUCACUGGAGAGACAAGUUCACAAAUUAUUUCGCUGGGAAAAGGGCGCGGAAGAUGCAUUUCCUUGUGGGAAAGAGAUGACGGAAUUGAUCCUUUCAAAGUUUUGGCCACUAAAAAUUCCGAAAUCGAUCCCAAUGAUGCAUGCACAAUGACCGAUAAUCGAGUCUGUAUUGGUUAUGCAGACGGAUCUCUAGCUGUUUUCAGUACGGAUAAAGACGAUUUAGCGCUGAUGUCGCGGAUUCCAUCUAUUCACAGCGGCUCGGCAAGUCGUAAGAUUUGCCGGCAUGGAAAUUCCAUUUUGAGCGCUUCUUCAAACGGAUCUCUUGUAGCGGUGGAUGUGGAAACUGGAAUGCCCAGGACAAUUUUUACGGGACAAGCUGGUAUUCGUUCAGUUUGCACAACUUUCGGUACGAAUGUGGUAAUGGCUGGCGAUGCAAAUGGGCAGAUCACGAUGUGGGAUUUGAGAGAAAACAAUGAACAUUCUAACACCCUUGACCCCAUCAAAACCUUAAUUCCUUCUAAAAAGGCACUCGAUGCAGUCACAGCCUUGUGCUCUCAUCCAGCUCAAUCAAAUCUUGUCUGCUGUGGAACUGAUGAUGGUAUUGUUGGAUUAAUUGAUGCCAGAAAUGUUCGUGGAGCAAAUAUCACAAGUACUUAUCUGGUCGCAAAGAAGGCAAUUUCUCAAGUCAUGUUUCAUCCAAAAUGCGGAGAUAAUCUUCUGGUAUCUUCAAAUGAUGGAAGCUUGAUCAGAAUUGAUGCAUCUGGAGCGCCAAUCGCCGUUGGUCCUCGUUCAACAAAAGACACAAUUUGGUUGGAAGGCGACCUAGUGAAUUCUCUCCGUCUUGAUCCAAUCAGAAAUGAAUCUGUGCACUCUAUCUCAUCAUUUGAUAUUCGUUCAGACACUGUUGUCACUGCAAGCUCAAUUGGAUUGAUCUCACUGUAUCAACAACUUCCAUUCUUUCCAAAUUCCAAUUUCGGGAGAUUUUAAUCGUGUUCAAGCAAUCAAAAUCAUGUGAAACAUCUUUGAAAUCGAUUUUUAAUUUUAUUUGCCGGUUUUACUUAAUUUUGAAAUUCUGAUUCCUAUAAAACUAUUUUUCAUUUU